CAUGCAGCAUGUUACCGGAGCUCACAUGGCUCUGGGUCUAGUUGUCAGUGCAGGUGAGAGAAGAGCCGGUGAUCAUCAUGGCUGAGGAUGUGUCUGUAUCAGAGGAGACUUUGACAAGUGCUCUGACUCUGAUGGUCAACUUGGGCAAAGUCCUUCUACAGAAUGCCAAGCAGGAGGCAGAAGACUCCCUGGAGAAGUUUGUCCCAUACAAGAUCACCACUUUGCUGGGCCUGAUCAAAGCCGGAGCAGACUUCUACAAAAGCCUCGGAGUGAAGAAGAAGAGUGAAGCAGAGGACAUAUGGAAGAAGUUUUAUCAUCAUGCAGAGGUGAGAGAUCAGGUGGAGGAACUUCUGCAGCUGGAGAGUGAGUGGGACUCCUUCCUGGAGAGCGUGGACAGAGAUCUGCAGACGUCAGACGGACAGCUGUCAGGAGGAAAGACGGCCGACAGCCUGAGCCCUGAUACUCCGUUCACUGAUGGACGGACUGGAAAGAGUGUGACUCUGGGUCAGUACCUGGAUCAGGGUCAGAAGCCUCUGCUGGUCCUCAUCAGACAUUUCGGAUGACUGCCGUGACGAGACCACGUGGCCGAGCUGGAGGCCGGGCAGGCCGGCCUGGAGGCUCGGUCAGUGCGGGUCUUGGUGGUUUCAUUCGGCGGUGUGGAGGGAGCUCAGGUGUGGCUGGAGCAGACUGGAUGUACCUUUGACAUGCUGCUGGAUCCACAGAGGAAGGUAUACAGGAGUUUUGGCCUCGGCUCGUCCUACGCCAAGGUGAUGAGUUUUGGCUGCCUGCUGCUGUACUCUGAGUACGGAGCUAUGGACAGAGACUUCCCAGACGUCCCCACUCACCUGCUAGAGGACAUCUACCAGAUGGGAGGUGACUUUUUGCUUGAUGAAGCAGGGAAGGUCCUUCUUUCUCACCCAUCUAAAAAUCCGAUGGACAGGCCAAGUCUGAAGACCAUCCUGCAGGUCGUCGACCCGUCAGGCUGCUCCACCGACGCUCAAAAGUAACAUUGAUAUGCUUUGAAAGAUAUGUGGAGACACACUGAGUCUGGGGUUGAUCAGGGUUACUUUUUUUUUUAUACCACAUCACUGACACCGCAGAGGAAGAGCAGCUCUUUGACUCGCAUUUAUGACGUCACGUCUCGCACUCAUGACACCAUGAAGAAAUGUGACUGAUGCAGAACCGUAAAGCAAAGACAGCUGAUCUCCUUUGUUGUGUCAGUGAUGGGAUGGGAGGAUUUUUAAAUCAGCAAUACUACUGGAUUACAGUGUGAUUCAAUAGGAAGUUAAUUUUAUAUAAUAUAAAUGUUAUUUAACUUUAAAAAAAAAUUAUAUUUUUAGCAAUUUGAUGUAAACUGUAAUGUUCUUAAGGCUCUACUUUAAAGGUGCAUUAUGCAGCUUUGGGUUCUGGCGGCCCUAAGUGGCAGUGAGAGGUAAUAUUUUUAAGGGACAAAUCACUACAAUACCAAGGAACAACUUCCGGGUCUGAAAAGUGAAGCCAAUGCUGAAGUGCCUUAAACUUGCAUUCUUUCUAACAGCCAGCAGGGGGCGACUCCUCUGGUUGCAAAAAGAAGUCUGAUUGUAUUGUCUAUGAGAA
Molecule: messenger RNA, 1596 nt
Organism: Sebastes umbrosus (honeycomb rockfish)
Lineage: Eukaryota; Metazoa; Chordata; Actinopteri; Perciformes; Sebastidae
Gene: selenol
Product: selenoprotein L
Exons: 9
Source: RefSeq, a predicted model, not a curated record